Messenger RNA from Rhodofomes roseus, 885 nucleotides. RefSeq names its product lipid phosphate phosphatase 1. The record is from RefSeq and is a predicted model, not a curated record. Gene Ontology annotation, biological process: phospholipid metabolic process. Bases 1 to 885 code for a protein of 294 amino acids. NCBI's taxonomy places the organism in Eukaryota, Fungi, Basidiomycota, Agaricomycetes, Polyporales, Fomitopsidaceae. The transcript has 7 exons. Gene Ontology annotation, molecular function: phosphatidate phosphatase activity.
AUGACCGCCCUACGCGAUAGACUGAGAAACGUCUUUGGAGAGGACGCCUUCGACUGGCUAGAUCGAUCCUACAUCACAGACUGGGUGGUAGCGACUGGAGCAUGGUUCAUCGCAUGGAACAUCAAAGGGCUGCCACCGUAUCAGAGGGAGUUCGAUCACAAGGACCCACUCAUCGACCACAAACAUCACAAAAGCCAGAUUGGCGGUGACCUGAACUGGUUCAUCGCUUUUGUCGCCCCCUUCGCAGUGAUAGGCGUCACUGCAUGUCUAAGGCGCUCCGCUCUAGACCUUCACCACAGCGCUCUCGCUCUCUACGCGACACGAGCGUUCGCUGAAGUCGCCACAGAACUGCUCAAAAACCGCGUCGGCCGAUUGCGUCCAGACUUCCUGUCGCGCUGCAAGUGGGACAAAGCGACGAAAGCGUGUGCAGGUGACGUCGAGACGAUCCUCGACGGACGCAAAUCGUUUCCAUCCGGCCAUUCGUCCACAGCAUUCUCAGGCAUGAUGUUUCUGUCCCUCUGGAUAGCGGGCAUGACGGGCGCAUGGUGCAUCACGCGCCCCACUGUGGCAAGGAGUUUCCUCGCAAGUAGGCUUGCGAGGCUCAGCCUCUCCUUGCUGCCUCUGCUAUUCGCUACCUGGGUCGCGAUCAGUCGUCUGGAAGACUAUAGGCAUCACAAAGAAGAUGUCAUCGUCGGGAGCCUCCUCGGCAUCGCGUGCGCUGUGAUCUGCUACCUGACAUACUGGCCGAACCCCUUCGCCCAGCCACAGCCGUCCGCAUACCACGCGAGGGUGCUCUACACAAAUCGCCGGCUCGACGCACGAGAAAACGGAUACCAAUACGAGCUAGCAGGUAUAGAGCAUACAAACGGAGUCGACAGUGUAUAA